AUACUUGUCAAUGACCGCCAAUCAGUCUUCAACAUACGGAUUACGGAUUAUAAUACCGAGAAAAAAAAACAAAUAGAGUUCCUCAGCUAUGAUUCAUCAACUAGUUUUAUCUAGGUUUUAUCAGUAGUUCGUCGUGAAAGUCCCCAAAUUUUGUGUUUGUACUCCUACAAUUUCUCCGUAGUAUGUCAUUCUAGUUGUAACGUCACAAGCGAAAGGGGCGUUCGAACCUCCAAAAUGAGUAAGCAGCCCUACAACUACGGCGCCACCGCGUCCACCGAAGUGGGUUUCAUCGGUAAACGCUCGCCAGAAUUCAACAAUUUGUGCGACAAUGUAGUUACAAACAUUUACACCAUAAACUCUAGUUUAAAAACGCUGGACAACGCGUUGAAAACCAUAGGAACCCGCAAAGACAAUCAAGGACUCAGAAACACAAUUCAUGUCACUCAACUCAGCACAAAUCAGAUAGCCUCAGUCACCAGUAAAGAUAUCCACAAGCUCAAACAACUGGUUUCAAAAACUGAAAAGCAACAACAACUACAAGUGGAGAAGUUGGAAGAAAACUUCAAAGAAGCUAUCACGCGGUAUUACUCUCUACAGAAGGACUUGGCAAAUAAACAAAAGUCAAAUUUGCUGGUAUCAGUAAGUAUAGAGAAUGAUUACACACCGGAGGAGGAGUCUGAGCAGCAGAGGCAGGCGCAGUUAGCGCGGGAAAUGGCUUUUGAGCAAGACAUGUUGCUCGAAAGGGAGGCUAGGAUUAAGCAAAUUGAAGCAGAUGUACUUGAUGUGAAUGAGAUUAUGAGAGAGUUGGGGUCUCUGGUGUAUGCACAAACUGAAACUAUAGAUACUAUUGAGAAUAGCAUAGAUCAUGCAGCUGGCAAUGUAGAAGAGGCGACUGAACAGCUGGCCACGGCAGCACGUUAUCAGAAUAAGUAUAGGCGUAAGUUGCUAUUCUUGGUGCUCAUCGGACUAUUAAUUGUCACAAUAAUUGUUAUAAUAUUGGUGGUGCAAUUAAAAAAGUAGCUUCACAUUAUCAUACUUAAGACUAAUGUUACUGCGUGACAUUAAGUUGCUUAUUGUUAUUACAUUUAUAUACAGUAUACACAUUUUUAUAGCAAGUAACUAUUAUAGAAUUUAUAUUUAUUGUGAAUUAGUAACCACAUGAAAUAUAGAAGAGAGUGGUA
This is a messenger RNA of Zophobas morio, 1181 nucleotides long. RefSeq names its product syntaxin-12. The record is from RefSeq and is a predicted model, not a curated record. The coding region runs from base 235 to 1020 and encodes 261 amino acids. Gene Ontology annotation, molecular function: SNARE binding; SNAP receptor activity. NCBI's taxonomy places the organism in Eukaryota, Metazoa, Arthropoda, Insecta, Coleoptera, Tenebrionidae. Gene Ontology annotation, cellular component: endomembrane system; membrane; synaptic vesicle. The transcript is spliced from 4 exons. Gene Ontology annotation, biological process: vesicle fusion; vesicle-mediated transport; intracellular protein transport.